ACUAACUUUCAGCUAUCGUCAUUACCACUGCAGAUAUUCCUCUUCCUAAACAUAUAUUAUGCCAUUGUUUUCUGUGUUGCUGAACUUUUGCUCUACAUUUACAAAGGUGAGAGCUCCUCCUAAGGGGGUUACGUUUGCCCCUAGUCUGAAUUUCAAAACCUAUCCUUUUGCAUUACUGUUGAGGAGAAAGCCAUGUCGCUGUCAGUGUUUUACAAUUGUAUUUGCAUUUUUCUGCCAUUUCUGCUGUCCUAUGUUGCUGUUUCAAGGCCAUGUUGCUUGUAUGAAUUUUAACCUGGUUAACAGGGCCUCUAGUGAGGCACACUGCAUAUAAUCCACCAUUUUUGCCUGUGUAUGUCCAUUUUCCCAUUAUUUUCAGCAUCUUUUUUCUGUACAGUUUACUUUUCUCAACCUACAUUCCUUUGGCUUUCACUGUAAAUAAAGUCAACCAUACCCUUAUUUAUCCCUGACAAAUUUUCCUAUAGGUCAAGUGUGUGAGAUUUUUGUAUCAUUACCUGGGUAAUUUUUGAAAACUUUUUCUAAUGAUUUACAACAGCUUCUGAACAUUUGCUGACGAUAACUUGUGACAUUUUUUCUUUUUUUUUUAUGAUUUCUGAAGGUUGCUAAAAGUCGGGAUGCAAAGAUCGAAGCUUUUACCUUGUGAUUUAAGGCAUUAUUCAAAUAAUUUUAUUAUUCUCACAUUAAGUACCCACUUGCCUAACUAUAUUAAAUGAAAAUUUAAUUCAGUUUUUCAGUACAUUACUGAUUACUGAACUAGUAGUCCGGAAAUGGGGUGUCAGGUAUGAGAAAUUAUUUGUCCUUAUGUGUGUCAAAUAUCAAUGUUUGGAUUUGCAGGCAUUUACUGACUUAUUAUUUUAUGCGUAAUGCUUCUAAGUUGGCAGGUUUUCAUAUUAGAAGCUUUUACUCACUGGUUUAAUUUUUAUAAUAGGUACACUCUUGCCAUACCCUGACAUGGGUGCAACCCUAGGCAUUGAAAUCUUCAUUGUAUUCCUGCUGGCUUUCUUUGAAGGUGUUAGAAUCUUUCUUGGUAUGUACACUGCACAUCUGGUUCCAGUUGUUUAAAAGGUGAAUAACGUUAACUACUGUAUAAGUCACUAUCCAGUGGAUAGCUCAAUUGAUUUCUUUAAUACUUAUGUCCGCUGGAUGGUGAUUUCCAGUGGAUAACAUUAUCCAAUGUUUGAACAACUGGAGCCUGAAUAUUAAUAAUGUGUAAGGGGACUAAACAUGAAUGAAACGUUAUUACCAGGUCCCCACUUUUCAAAUGUUGGGUAUCGCUAUCCAAUUGAUAAGUAUUUAGGGAAACCAAUAUUAUUGUGUUAUCCACUUGAUGGAGAUUUUUGGACUGGAUAGCAUUAUCUGCCUUUUUUGAACAAUGGGACCAAGGUUCCCUAUCUGAUGAAAAAUUCAAUUAUGGUAAUUUCACUUCAUAGUAAAUAAGAUUUUUCAUAUCUACCAAAAUGCAGCAUCAUCACCAUUUAGCUAAACUGCAUCCGCAGCCUUUAACCUAAACAGCUUCCAAGACAAACCUGUGAUCAUGUCAGCAAGCUUUCCUCAUUUCCAUGCAAGUAAUCAGUUCAUUGACCAGACUGAAUGUUAGUGCCCUAUAUUUUAACAAAUCAAUAGGGUGAAUUGGCUCAAGACCUCAGUUAUGGUAUUGCAUCCAGACCUUUUUCAUUCAUUUUAUCGUAGGGUAUAAGGGAAACCUAGCAGAGCGUACUUUAUCACUGGCCCUGUCAUUGGUGCUUGGUAUUCCUGUGCUAUUCAUUCACUUGUUCAUCCUACUGUGGCAGACAUAUGUGUAAGUAGUACUUAGUAGGUUUUCAGGGGCAGAUCUGUUGGGGGGGACACUUCCAUUGUAUUGUUUGACUUAUUUUUUGGCCAAGAUAACACCUGCAGGGGUUGAAAAAAUAUAUAAUUUCUCUCAGCUGACCCCCUUUUUUCAUGGUCCGCAUGAGUGUACCUCCCCCACCACCACCACCACCACCACUCACAGUAGGUCGAGAUCUGUCACUUUUUUUGUUUUUGUUUAGUUUUCUACUUUGUUUGUUUGUUUGUUAAUUUUUCAAUGCCAUUGCCCAAUAAGAUCAGUUUGACCUCAACUCAGGGAUUCCUUUCAGUUCUUAUUCAUGGAAUGCACAUAGAAAAACUCAAGUGUUAGAACUGUGUAACUUUGGUAGAUUUGGUCUGAUCAGUGAAUUAUGCAAGGCUUCUCAGAGUUUCUGACCAGUCACAGCUUUUGUUGAAGUGUUAAAUUCAAUAAAAAUCAAAACUGAUGACCAUUAUAAUUGAAAAAGUAUGGGUUUCCAUCAAAUUUAAUGCAUCAAAAUAACGGCUAUCAUUUUAUUUUAUUCCAGUUGCCUAUAUCACCUUAUUUGUUUGCUUUUUUCUGUGAUUUAGAUUGAGAAUAGAAGCAGUUCUUGUAAGUAUAGCCUUAGUUCUCCUUGGACUGGAAAUGAUCUUCAGCAUUGCGGCUGUUUUUACUUUUAAGAGGUAA
Molecule: messenger RNA, 2512 nt
Organism: Porites lobata
Lineage: Eukaryota; Metazoa; Cnidaria; Anthozoa; Scleractinia; Poritidae
Source: the annotation of a GenBank genome assembly